Gasterosteus aculeatus aculeatus (three-spined stickleback) is the source of this 4616-nucleotide messenger RNA. It is a transcript of the gene srrm4, whose product is annotated as serine/arginine repetitive matrix 4. Gene Ontology annotation, cellular component: nucleus. The record is from RefSeq and is a predicted model, not a curated record. Lineage: Eukaryota; Metazoa; Chordata; Actinopteri; Perciformes; Gasterosteidae. Gene Ontology annotation, molecular function: mRNA binding. Gene Ontology annotation, biological process: mRNA processing; regulation of RNA splicing; neuron maturation.
UCACUCAGUUUCCACUCCCUCCUCACACACGCGCGCACGCACGCGCGCACGCGCACUCUCUGGUUCCACACCUGCCCUCCGGCACGCCGCGACACCUGCUCGCAGCUCACCGGGCUCACUCACCAGAAAGGCAAAAACACUUUGUCUCCUGCAAUGACGCCGCGAACAUCUGCGUGAGCCUGAGGACCGGGGAGCGAGAAAAAGGGAGGGAGGCGCCCCCCCCCCCCGGACCCCCGUCGCCCCCACCCCCGCCCCCCCUCCAAAAAAGAAGCAGCAGAUGUGACUGAAGAGGAGAGGCGGAGAGAAAGAAACUCAAUCUGCCCCCCCCUCCACUCAUCCUCCCCCCCCCCUCGAUCGGGGGAGAACAAUACGGAGCCUCCAGCCGGAGCGGGUCAGCCUUUGUCCCUCUCCCCGGCGGACCGACGCGCUGACACACGCUGACCCGCCGCUGUGAGCGCGGAGGGCGGCGCGCGGCACCUGGACGCGCCGUUUUCCCUUUGCUUCAGUACCUGGACAGCUCCCGAGAGCGACGUGCUUGCGCGCUUGAGUGUUUCUUUUGGAGGGGUUUGUGUGGGUGAAGGGGGGGGGGUGGUAGGGGAGGUGUGUUUGGAGACGACCACCACAGAUGCAGUCCCAGUGCUCUCUCCCGCCGGGCCCCUGCGGGCCCCCGCCGACCCCCGGCUCGCAGAGCAGCUUCUAUCAGCUGGAGGAGAAGCAGCUCUUUGAGAAGUUUUGGAGAGGGACUUUCAAGGCUGUGGCCACCCCGAGGCCGGAGAGCGUCAUCGUGGCCAGCAUCACCGCCCGCCGGAGGCUGACCAGCUUAGAGACGACAACAACCUGCCAGCCGCUCAAGGCCCACGAGGAGAAAGCCGGGGGCGGCGUCCUGCACGCCGGCGGGGACGCGGGGGACCGGAACGGCUGCGUCAGAGGAAAAGGACGCAAGCGCCACGGUCGCCGGCGGGCGCGCAGCCCCUCCUUUGAUGAGGAACUCUCCCCCCGGCCCAAAGGGAAGAAGAAGAAGAAGAAGAGGAAGUCUGAGCGGAAGAGGAAAAGGAAAAGGUCUCCUUCCUACAGCUUGUCGCCACUGCGGAAGAAGAAGAAGAAGAAGAAGAGCUCCAAGAAAAGCAAGCGGCACAGGUAUACCUCCAAGAAGACCAAGCACAGCAGCUCUUCGAGUUUCAAACGCAAGAGGAAGGAUGAGCGCAAGCACAAAAAAAGUUCUCGGACUCACUCCCGGCGGAAGCGGCGCUAUCGGAGGUCAGAGUUGGACGGUUCAUCUUACCGAUCUCCCUCAGAGGACAGAAAGCAUCUGCGCGGAUCUGCAGUGCUCGACCACACGGACAUGAAGCGGGGACCUGAAACCAAAUCAGUGUGUAAAACGGCGCCAAAGUAUCGCUCCAUCCUCUCGACCGCCAGCAUCCCGUCGUCGGGACCCGGAGGAGAGAUUUCACGCGGGAAAGCGUCCCAGCACUCGUCCGGCCACGCCGAAGUGCCGCACGAUUACGACUCGGGCAACGACACGUCCUCGCCGCCGUCCAGCAAGACUGGCGUUUGUCAGUCGGCUGUCGGUGACAACAAGAGGAACCGCUGUAGGCGCCCGUCCGCGUACGGAGACAAUGCCUCUGAUUCAGGGAACUCUGUGACCAGCUACGCCUCCCUGUGCAAACCGUACGCGGAGGACGGCGUGUCUGCGGCCAUUUUCAGUGGGGACGGCAAGAGAGGGCAGAUAACCUUGGGGUGUCGGGUGGAGGUCGUGAGAUCCCUGAAGACAUCCAGGUGUUCCCAGAGGAGGAGAAAGGCGUCCGGAAGGCGGACGAAAAGGCGUCCGUCCAGCAGCAGGAGCAGGAGCAGAUCCUCAGGGAGCUCCAGAUACUGCGGCCGCUAUUCUCGAAGCGCGUCGCUGUCCUCCUGCAGCUCGUACUCGCGCUCAGCGAGUCAUUCAGCUGAUCCGAGGCGACGGGGCAGCGUGGCCAGCUCGAGCUCCGGGGGAAGCUUCUCCAGGCGCAGCGCUGACAGACUACGAGACGGAAAGAGACCGCGCAGCUCCAGGGCGACAGAUGUGAAGCGCGCACAUAAGGUCAGUGGGAAGAGACAAAGACGGAAAUCCUACUCGCCGAUGAAGAAGCGGAGGAGGGACUCGCCGAGCCACCUGGAAGCCCGGCGGAUCACGAGUGCCAGGAAGCGACCCGUCCCCUACUUCCGGCCGAGCCCUUCCUCCAGCAGCCGGUCCACCAGCGUGUCGUCCUGGAGCAGCCUCUUCACCCGCAGCCGCAGCCGCAGCCGGACCCCCAGUUACUCCUCCUACCGGAGCUACAGCCGCAGCUCGUCCUGGAACUCCAUCUUUGGGACCCGCAGUCGCAGCCGGAGUCGCGGCCCGUUGCCCAAACGCCACAAAAGAAGGCGUUAGGGUCGUCAAGGGGUCGUCAAGGGGUCGGAGGCUCGCGGCCCCUUUUUUUUUCUCCAGCGAUGGAUGUUGGACUCUGGGCCGUCUCCGUGCGCUGCAUGGAUGGGAAUUGUCCCCGCGCGGGGGGUCCGACCACGUUUAUCGUUGUGGCCGCCCACAGAGACCACAGGAGACGGAAUGUCUCGCUGCUUCUUUGUGUUGUUCCUGUACUGCAUCGUCUUGCAUCAGCACUAAUGGCCUGAGACUGUUCAUCUUUUAGAUACGUAAACAUCGCUGCUGCUUACUAUGACCAUUCACUUACCAUAAUUAUUCUCUUAAAUUCGAACUGUAUUUAUUUAUUUUAAUAUGGAAAGUUCUUUGACACAGUGAAUCAUAAGGUACAAAGGAGAGCAGAAAUGAUGGAGUGUGUACAUACGGAUGCACCAGCUUCACAAGGCAUGUCAGGUAGUGUGUGUUGGAUUUUGUUUCCGACUAAUGGAGGAAACGUUUAAGCCGCUUGAGCGUUCACAAAUGGCUCGGGAGCGACGUCAGGAAUGAAGAAAAGGUACUUUGCUCCGAUCUCUGCGCGUCGGCUGUCAGCUCAAAUGUCAAGUUAAUUUAUCCUCAAGUGAAAAACAAUUGAAAUGUCAAUCGGAUGUGAUGCAGCGGCGAGCGAUCGAGACGUUCGGGGUGUCAGAGGAGGUUCUUCGCUCGGCAACUCAUGGCGAGUGAAACAUCUGUUUUGAGAAACAAAAAGGUUACUUUAAAGGUGCCGCGCCGUCCAUAUGUAUGUGUAUUUAAUAUUUAUUGAUCUGUCGUCCCUCUCAGUGGUGGUCAAUCUUUCUAUGCAACACUGUUGAUGUAUCAUUACCACGACUGUAAUUUAUGCUUGGUUUGUUCAUCUUGGGUUUUUCCGCCCGGGCGUAAACCUCAAAGUGCUGGCAGGCGUUCAAAAGCAAAAAGAUCUGACCUUUUGAUUCUUGGUGCCUUGCCAAGCGAGUUAGAUGGCCCGAUUGAUUCUGCUCUCAUACAUGUCAGUUAAAUAGGAAGCUACAUACAGCAGCUAAGUGACCUUAGCAUAAAGACUGCAAGUUAAAAGGUUAAUCUGCCAGAACCUCCAAAGCUGACUAAUUAGAAAAUGUGUUUGAUCCGUAAAACAUUUAAGGAACUUGAUAACUGGUUAUGAAAUUGUCCCAAUUUAAUACUGAUGCUUCUACGUGACCUUUUUUAGUUAAAUAAUGUAUUUGUCUACUUCGCUAUAAUUAUUCGUGAUGCUUCUCUAGCGAGGUCAGUCAAAUGAGAGGUUUUCUAAAGGGAGUCUGGUGUUUGGGAAACGCACAAUAAGACACACAAAAGGGAAGUUGAUUUAAAAAUGACAAGUUUAUUUCUCGGCUGAGCCUUUUUUUUUCUACGCAGUGAACUAUUGCAGUGAGUUGAAGAUGGAUGCUAAACUAAGCUAAUCACAAACCGCAAACACGCGCAGGCGUCAUCAAUCUCCUCUCGGCGCAUUUUGCUCGAAAUGUCGACGUGAAUCUUAAAAAAGUUAAUUCCAAGGCGGCUUUGCGUCCACAUUUUAGUUUUAGAAACCGCCACAUGCUGAAUAAUUACCAGUUAUAUUCCUCGAUCACGUCGAAUCCAUCUUCUGCGUAACCGCUCCGGGCCCCGACAGGCCUCGCUUCUCUCAGCUUAUUGCCCCGAAUGUCGACCAAAUCAGACGAAUGGGGCGAAGAGGAAACGUGAUUCUGCACAGAAACCCUCCAAAAACUCCCAUAAAGUGACGAGAUGCCGGCGGGAUGGUUUUGUGCAGUCGGGUCGAGGAACUUUUUCUAGAUGUGCUCCCGGGUCCACCCCGGUGUCCCCCCCCUCCCCUCUCCUCACAAUGUAAAGUUCUUGUGUAAAAGUCCUUUUGGACGUGUAAUUACUGUGGUGUAAAUAUGCCUCUGCGUUGUAGAGAUUGUACACAAAGGUUGUGACUUUGGGCCUCGUCGGGUGUUAGAAACGUCCCCCAGUGGACUCUAUAUGUCUCUGUGCUGAAGCUCCCUCCUACCGUGUCUUAUGUUAUCAUACAGAAUAAGAAAGCCGCGUAGUGGCCCAGUGUUUCCCUGUUAAAUCACGCUGUGAAGGACUCUAUCGUUUGUCAUGCUGUCACUUUUUUUUAAUCUUGUGCCACUGUAGAAUGUGUAGGAUAAGCUCUAUGAAACCAUGUCCUGAAUUAAAACCGAGUCUCGUUUUA